Molecule: messenger RNA, 7280 nt
Organism: Thalassophryne amazonica
Lineage: Eukaryota; Metazoa; Chordata; Actinopteri; Batrachoidiformes; Batrachoididae
Gene: tnrc6c1
Product: trinucleotide repeat containing adaptor 6C1
Exons: 20
Coding region: 216-5666 (1816 amino acids)
Biological process (GO): miRNA-mediated post-transcriptional gene silencing; positive regulation of nuclear-transcribed mRNA poly(A) tail shortening
Cellular component (GO): nucleoplasm; P-body
Molecular function (GO): protein binding; RNA binding
Source: RefSeq, a predicted model, not a curated record
ACCUGAUAAAAAGGUGUGAGGAUAAACUCUUUAGGCUGUGAGCCGCGUCACUCAGUGGACACGAGGUGCGAGACGUGAACACUCCUGCCGACACUGCGUUUGUCGUAGCCGCUGCCAGAAACAAUCCAGACCGGGACGAGUGUCGCCGCUAGCCUCUGCUUGUGGCUAAUUAAUGUUGUGGUAAGAAGAAAAGAAUAAGAGACGAGAACCAUUUGAUGGAAGAAAAGAAAAAGAAAAGGCCAGAAGAAAAGAAAAAGAAAGAAGCUGCUCAAAAAAAGGCCACAGACCAGAUUACCAAAGUGCCAGACUCUGCCAAGCUCGAUCCCACCCCUCCUGUUCCCCCUACCAACCCCGGUGCCGUCCCAUCACUACCCCCCAGCAGCGGCAAUGGCAGUCGUGCUCCCUCCGGAGGCCAGUUGCAGACAUCACAGCAGGCCCAGACUCUGCUCCAGCAGCGUUACCUGCCCAGAGAGGUGCCCCCUCGCUUUCGCCAGCAGGAGCACAAGCAGGUGCUGAAGAGGGGCCAGCCUCUGCCCCCGGGGACGCUGCCUCUCACCACCUCGGGGCGUCCUUCCACCUCUGAGCCUGCUGCAGCAAAAUCCAAACCCUCCUCUCCCUUUUGCUCAUCUAACUCCACAAACACUGUGCAUACAGAACUGCCCCCACAGACUGGCAAGGGAGGGCAGUAUGAAAAUCCCCAUUGGGGACACCUUCCACCCAACAGGAGUGCCACGAGUGCUGCAGCUUCUACCACUUUCACGGGCUGGGAUCAACUGAUCAUUGACCAGAAGGACACAGAGGCUUGGCCUUCCAUUACCCACAGCCAGAGCCAGGCCCCUCCGGGAGGAUGCCUUUUGGACACUGAACCUGGUCGUGUGACCAGCAUCAGCACUAGUAGUAGUUGUAGUACAGUGACUAUGGCCACGGGGGCCAACAGCCAGACAGGCCACUUUCCUGCCAAUCACCUAAGCAGCAAGGCCAAUAGUGGGCCCAGCCCUGCCAAUCAUACAGGAACCAGCAUGCUCUCAAGCCAGGUAGCAGGCAAUCACAGCUGGGGUUCUGGGCCUGGGCCCACCCAUCCUCCGUCUGCAGUGGGAAAUGAAGGGAAGAGUGACACUCCAGUUGGAGGAGGAAGUAGCAGGGGCUGGGGCUCUUCCACAGCAUCUGCUACCAACAAUUUUAACUUGAACCUGAACCCUAAUGCCAACCCAUCUGCCUGGCCUGUGUUGGGGCAUGAUGGAGCUGGUACAGUGGGAGGCAGCUCAGGGGGAGCCAACACAAUUUCAACUCCUCAACCCACACCCAACCUCUGCAAUCCACCUGGCCCCCCACCAACACAGACCAGCACCUGUACUGGAGCCAACACUAACAGCAAGUCUGUGGGAAUUGGCAGCGCCUGGGGUAGCAUAAUGGCAUCUGAUACCGCAGAGCCACAUACCACCCCAUCCACGAAUGUGUCUUUCAGUUCCGAACCUCAGAACCUUAAAACUGAUGGACCAAAUCACACUAAUAAGCAGGAACCUCCCAGUCCAAUCCGGAACUUGCCUGCCUGGGGAAUGGGCUCGAUGAAUCAGCCCUCACCAGGGACUUUGCAGGUCAAUGGAGAGGACGGUAGCUCGGUGUGGAGUAACAGUGGUGACUCAAAGACACCUUCAUCUAAGGAGGCACAUGGCUGGGAGUCAGGUUGGGGCCAUGCUGGAGGAGGAGCUGGAAACUCUGGAGGCUGGGGUGACCGGCCCAGUGCAGACUGGGGAAAGCAACAGACUGAAGAGGCCCAUGGAGGCUGGGAUGCCACAGGUUCUCCUCCCCAGGAUUUGCAGUCUAGUCCAUGGGGCAGAACUGUGAGUACAGCUGGUGCCAGCGAAGGCAGCAGUGAUAGCAUGGAAGGACACCCCCGUCACAGAGACCGGUCUUCCAGAGAUAAUCCAGCCCCGCUAGUGCCUGCCCAGGAUCUGGAUCCAAGGGUGCUGUGUAACACUGGCUGGGGUCAGACCCCUGUUCGCCAGCAUACCUCCUGGGACAUGGAUGAUACCAAACGCAAGAAUGAUGUAGGCACUGAAUCGUGGGGUUCUGGUUCAACCACUCCAAGUGAUACCCAAGGGUCCUCCAACACCAAUGCGGGCUCAUCCCAAAGGACUGACCCUGAGAGCAAAACCGAUACAUCUGCUUCUCAGGGAGCAUCUGGCUGGGGUGGAGCCCAGCCCAGCUCUGGUUGGGAAGAGCCACCCAACAACAUUAAAUCUCCUGGAUGUCCUGGUGGCUGGGGGAAUCCUCCAUCAGGAGGCACUGCCAGUAUACCAAAAAAUGGUGGUCAGUCCUGGGGAGAAGAGAAGUCAGCUGGGUGGGAUGACUCUCAUCUCAAGUCAACUUCCCAGGGCUGGGGAGAGCAAUCCAAAGCAUUCCACAGUUGGGGAAAUGGUGGCAGUGGCAGUAGCAAUAAUGCAGGAGAAUGGGGAGAACCAGAAGAUAACAAAAAGAACAGUUCCACUAACCCUGGCUGGGAGGGAGAGUCAGGUGGAUGGAAAGAAACCCCACGAAGCUGGGGAAUAUCUGCAUCAGGAGCAGGGAUAUCUGGAAAUGGAGGAAACGGAGGCUGGGGAGAGGCAGUUAACCAACGUUCUGGUGCAUCUGGCCAAGGUUGGGGAAGCAAGUCGCAGGAUGGGCCUGCUGUUGGUGGUGGAGGAGGAGGUAUAGGAUCUUGGGGUGGCUCAGGCGCAGUGAAGCAAAGUGCUUGUUGGAGUGGCAAUAAGCAGGAGGCCUCACCUGAGCCCACAGGCUGGGAGGAGCCUUCCCCACCUUCAAUCCGUCGUAAAAUGGAGAUAGAUGACGGGACUUCAGCUUGGGGAGACCCUGGUUCUUACAACAAAGGAGUCAAUCUGUGGGACAGGAACAACUCUGUAAUGUCCCAGGGUAAAGUAACCACUGGAGGCAAUAAUCCCACAGGUCCCACAAACAACCAUGCCCACACUCACUCGCAUCCCUGUCAUGGGCCUGCUGCACCUUUACAGGGCCACGCUCAGAAUACCCCCAACCCAGGCCCUCCCAGUGGGCCCAUGGAUUCUACUGUGCAACAUCAAGCUGGUCCAUCUCAUAGCAGGGGUCCCCUAAUAGCUCAAGGUUGGGGUGAUUUACCCAACUCUCACACAAAAUCAGAGAACUCCUGGGGAGAACCUGUACCAUCUCCAGUCAGUGUGGACAAUGGGACGUCUGCCUGGGGCAAACCGAGUGGGAGCUGUGGGGGCUGGGGAGAUGGAAACCCUGACAGCUAUGGGAGGGGCAACCCAAAAAUGCCACCUGCAUCUUGCAAACCUGCCCCUAAACCUAUGCAAGAUGGGUGGGGUGGAGGAGGCGAAGAUCUGAGCCUGCCAGGGGGGCAGUGGGAGGCAGAGGAGGGAGAUAUGUGGAACAGUGCUGCCUCCCAGGAGAGCAACUCCUCCUGUAACUCCUGGGGCAAUGCAUCCAAAAAGGGCCCACAGAAGGGGAAGCUCCCAGGGAAACAGGAAGAUGCCUGGAUCAUGAACCGUCUUAUCAAACAGCUGACAGAUAUGGGCUUCCCUAGGGAUCCAGCAGAGGAGGCACUUAAGAGCAACAACAUGAACCUGGACCAGGCCAUGAGUGCUCUCCUAGAGAAGAAGACUGAGCUGGACAAACGGGGAAUGGGCAUGCAUGGCCACGACUACAACAAUGGCCUUAUCAACAAACCGAUGAGCUGCCCUCGACCUCCACUCCUUUCCAAAGACUCCUCAGCAGAUCCCCGUUUGCCCUACAUGGACAAGAUGCAGAGUGGAAUGUUUGGCGGCGGUGGAGCAGCACAAGCCCGGGCCAUGCAGCCGCCUCAGCCGCCAGUGCCGCCUCUCAGCUCCUCCCAGCCUAGUAUACGUGCUCAAGUGCCUCAGUUUCUCUCCCCUCAGGUUCAAGCACAGCUCUUACAGUUUGCAGCAAAAAACAUUGGUCUGAAUCCUGCACUUUUAACCUCACCAAUAAACCCUCAACAUAUGACACUUCUGAAUCAACUUUACCAGCUGCAACUGGCAUACCAGCGUUUACAAAUUCAGCAGCAGAUGUUGCAAGCGCAGCGCAAUGUUUCUGGCCCCAUUCGACAACAAGAGCAGCAAGUUGCACGUACAAUCAAUAACAUGCAGCAGCAGAUCCAACAGCACCAGCGUCAGCUGGCCCAGGCCCUGCUGAUGAAGCAGCAGCAGCCGCCCCCACCCCACUCUGGCCUGCAUCCUGGUGGGGCCAAAUCCACACUGGACUCAUUUCCAGGUCACCCCCAGGCUCCAGGCCUCCCUGAUCUGCAGACCAAAGAGCCGCAGUCAUCUCCCAACAACUACAGUCCCUAUUCUCUCUCGGGACUGAACCCAAACAUGAAUGUAAACUGUAUGGAGGUGGGAGGUCUGUCUAUGAAGGAUCCGCCUCAGCCCCAGUCUCGCCUGUCACAGUGGACUCACCCCAACUCCAUUGAAAGCCUCUCUGGAAGUUCCUCUCCUCUGGAGCCCAACCUGAGCAAACAUGGUGCCAAUCUGGGUCCCCCUGGUAAACCCCCUCAGGUGGAAGACUCUUACAGCCCCUAUAGUCUGAUGUCUAGCUCAGAGUCUCCUACCAGUCCACUGGUGACCCCAGACAACUGGGGCCAGGGCAAGAGCAACAGUGACAAGAUGGCCAAUGGGACCAAUAUCAACUGGCCACCAGAGUUCUGCCCUGGUGUACCCUGGAAAGGGCUCCAAAAUAUCGACCCUGAGACUGACCCCAAUGUGACCCCUGGCAGUGUCCCAAGUGGGCCCACCAUCAACACAAACAUCCAGGAUGUCAAUCGGUACCUGCUCCGGGACAGAAGUGGAGGAAAAUUGUCAGAGAUGAAGUCAACCUGGUCCCCAGGUCCAAUUUCUCACAGCCAGGCCUCUCUGUCCCAUGAGCUGUGGAAAGUUCCCCAGGGCCCCCGGAGCAACACUACGGUCCCCUCCCGUCCACCACCCGGCCUCACCAACACCAAGCCUUCCUCAACGUGGGGGGGUACCUCCCUGGGUUUGGCCCAAGGUUGGAGCAGUUCUUACACCACAGCAGGUACCACAUGGAGUACUGAUAGCUCCAGCAGGACCAGUAGCUGGCUGGUACUCAGAAACCUUACUCCACAGAUCGAUGGUUCGACUCUGCGUACACUGUGCAUGCAGCACGGCCCACUCAUCACAUUCCACCUGAACCUGACACAGGGCAACGCUGUGGUCCGAUACAGCUCCAAGGAUGAAGCUGCCAAGGCUCAGAAGUCCCUACAUAUGUGCGUGCUGGGAAACACGACCAUCCUGGCAGAGUUUGCUGGGGAAGAAGAAGUGAACCGCUUCUUUGCACAGGGCCAAUCGCUUGGUGGAACCACCAGCUGGCAGGCCAGUCCGAGCUCCAAUCAAACGAGGAUGGGUGGGACGGGAUCUGGAUCCUCGCAUCCCAUUGGUCACUCUCCCCACUGGAACAACAACAACAACGGCAGCAGUGGCGGCGGCGGCCUGGGAGCAGGUGGAGCAAAGACUGGUGGAGACCUGCUAUGGGGAGGUGUACAGCAGUACUCCAGCCUCUGGGGACCGCCGAGCGGCGAGGAGGGACGCGUCAUGGGGAGUCCCACUCCAAUCAAUACGCUACUGCCUGGCAAUCUAUUGAGCGGGGAAUCCAUGUAGGCCAAACGUCCUCCAACAGGAGCAAAACCUUUUUCAAAUCAGUGUGGAGAUAAUCAGUGUGGGUGUAAACCAUGAAGGGAAUGGGCAGCCUUGUUGGCACCUGUUUCACACGGCAUUUCAGUUGCAGUUAUGUUGUGAAUCUCAUAAAGAGAUUUUAGUUUUACAGUGUUCACCUUUUUUGCAUUUCCGGUCAAAGGAAGAAAAGUCUUUUGUUCAACAGAAAGAGAACUUUUUCGCAAACUGACUUUUGAAAACUCGCUGUGCAAAACGUAUUGCAGUCAAACUGACACAAUGACGAGCUGCCAUCCUCUCUUCAACCUUCCCAAACCCACCGCACUUCAGAGAUCCAUGGCAAGGCAAAGGAAAACCCUUCAAUCCCCGUGGUUUCAGCUCAUCCAGACUCGACAUUUUGUGUCUCUCAGCACUAAUAUUAGCCUUAACCUCCUUCUGUCCCGCUUUUCCUCACUCCCACUGUACAUGCAGAAGAAGAAUACGGACAUGUGUACACCCUUGUUUCUGAGCCAGUGAAUGGAGAGUACAUCCUGCUGUGGCAACCUGGAAAACCACAGCUCACAACUUGAGUGCAUUUCAUAAGCAGCUUCACUUCCCCGACACAAUCUUCAAAGGGAAUGAUGCAACUCUUGUUUCGCCUUGUUCAAGCCAUUUAUUUUUGUAGUGUUUUUUUUUUCUUCUUGAACCAUUGCAAGCGAAGCUGAGAGAUAUUAUUCAGAUGUGUCUGUCAUUCUUUACACGGUGGAGCUGGGGGUCAUCGUGUCUACUUUUUUGUGAUGUAACAGACGAUAAAUUGAACCACUGCUAUUACUAUGUAACUGUAAGACAAAACACAUCAAUGCACCUCAACUCGCCUGCGAGCGACUCGCCGUCUGGCCUCAGUCUUGGAAACCUCUCACUGAUCUUGUGGAAAACCUCAAGUCGUCAGUGUUUCCCACCAGUGGGUAGAUACCCCCCCAUCUCUGCCUCCACUCACAAAACCCUAUUUCAAGCGACGUGCAAUAUAAGCCACAGACUCUACCGUCCAAGCACCCUCACCUUGGCCUCUCGGAAAGAGAGGGAGACUAUAAAAGAUGAUCGAACUGUUUAGAAACUCUAAUCUGCCCCUCACCCCCACCCCCUCUAAACUCUAAAACUGCCACUACCACCCUUCAUUUCCUCCUCAUGAGUGCGUGAACUCAGGAGAGUAGCAAGCUGGUCUCGAACCAUCUUCUGUCCACGGCACGAGGAUGAAAACAAAGCACUUCUUCAGCGAGUCUACUCUCCGCACUUAUGCCAGUGACUAGUUUUUUUUGGGCAGAGACGUGGGACAGGAGUGUGUGUGGGUGUGUGUGUGUUUGCGUGCAUGUGUGUGUGUGGGGAGAAGGCAUCAAAACCAAAAUAUGAGUCUUUUUUUUCCUCUUCAAACAGAAGACUCAAUGACUUUUUUUUUGCUUAUGUUUUGCAGUGGUAGAGAAGUAUAUAGUUUGUGAUUUGGUGGUUUAAUAUAGCACUUAGCAGGAGCGCCAUGGCUCCAUAUACCCUCAAUGCCAACCAAUUAGAAGACAAGAAGAAGCCGCGAUGCUAAAACUUAAAAAUCUUAAAAUGAAAAAAGACCAAAAA